UCAGUGGGUGCUAUAGCUACUCAUUUCAAGGGCUGUUCUUCUUUUUGACAUGUUGCACCUUGUGCCAUCGUCCUCACCGCAGGACACGCUGCAGUGGCUUCAGCGUCACAGGUUCUCGCCUUUCUGUAGGAUCUUCUCCAGCUUCUCAGGUGCUGACCUGUUGAAGAUGAGCAGAGAGGACCUGAUCCAAAUCUGUGGUCUGGCAGCUGGCAUCCGACUGUUCAACGCCAUCAAAGGCAGGUGUAUAAAGCCCCACCUCACCAUCUAUGUGUGUCAGCAACAGGCCAGGAAUCAACCACAGACCAGGAAUCAACCACAGACCAAGCCAGGGGGGGAGAGGGUAGGUCUCCUAUACCACACUCUCUAUCUAGAGGACCUGACACUGUGGGACCUCUCAGAGAAGAUGGCUCUCCUUUACAAUAUAACUCCCCAGCAGAUCAGCCACAUCUACAGACAAGGACCUACUGGGAUCCACGUGCUGGUCUCUGAUGAGAUGGUGCGAAACUUCACUGAGGAAACAAGCUUUGUUAUUAGCACUGUUGCAGAUGAAAUUAAUGACAGCUACCAUGUUGUGUUGAAGUGACUAGAGGAAAGGUCUGGAGUGGAGUGGAUGGUUUCAGAUCACUGUCCAAGUGUCUGGAACAUAUAGGGCUUGUUGAGGAGCAUUAGACUUUGUAACAUUAAACGGUGCAAUUGUAUAGAUUGUUCAUAGCUCACCCUAUAUAUAAUUUUUCUGUCCAAACACUGCAAUAACAGUAAAAAUCCCCUUGAGACAGCUAUUUAGUUUACAUUUGUAUUUUUUUGUAUUUUCUAAAUUAAGUUAUUGAUUAAUUUUGAUUAGAUGUAUAAUUAGUUUUUAAAAUAUGGUUUAUUUAAAAUACCUUUAUUACUCCUGCAAAAUUGACAUGUUUUUUAAAUCAAUACCAUGAAAGUCAAUAUAAAGUCAUGUUUGUGAAAUGUAUCAUAAAGUGCUGUUCAAAGAAAUCCAAAAUACUGUAUACUACGUUGGCCUUCCUUUGGUACAAUCUGUAGUUGUUGAUUUGUUUGAUGUUACAUAUUAGAAGGCUAACAUUAGUUUCUGCGGUAUCAGUACAUAUGGUAUUAUACAUUGAGUGGGGACCAACUGUUUUGUUGGGGUCACACUAAAGUAUUCACUCUUUGUUUGCUUCGUACCACAAUUGCUUUAACGAUUUAAAUAUUUGAGCUAAAAUAAUACAGACAAAUAUUUAAACCCCCAAUACAGACUUACAGAUAAGGCAAAUGAACAGAUAAUAUAGAUGUAAUAGCUGUAUGAUGUUUAGCUAAUGAUUCUAUUCUGCUUCUGUUAUUUAUCUCCCAUUUUAUGUAACAUUUUAUGUACAGCAUAUCAGUUCUUCCACAUACCUGUCCUGAAAUGUAAAUGGCUUAAUAUUGUCCAACAUGUUAAGGAAAGUAUUACUGCCCCAAUGUUUCAAUUUCAAUGAAAGACAAUCGUACAUUUGGACUUGACUGUGAUGAUGUGAUUUCACUCAACAUAAAGUA
Coregonus clupeaformis (lake whitefish) is the source of this 1521-nucleotide messenger RNA. RefSeq names its product alpha-globin transcription factor CP2-like. Lineage: Eukaryota; Metazoa; Chordata; Actinopteri; Salmoniformes; Salmonidae. Gene Ontology annotation, molecular function: RNA polymerase II cis-regulatory region sequence-specific DNA binding; DNA-binding transcription activator activity, RNA polymerase II-specific. The record is from RefSeq and is a predicted model, not a curated record. Gene Ontology annotation, cellular component: nucleus. The transcript is spliced from 6 exons. Gene Ontology annotation, biological process: regulation of transcription by RNA polymerase II. Bases 50 to 583 code for a protein of 177 amino acids.